AUGGACGUCGGCGUCUCCUCGUGGCCGACGUGGCUCACCGAGAAGGUUCGCCCUGACGUCGGGGGGACCACCCACGCGCUCGGGGGAAACCCCAGCCUCCCCGUCGCCGCCGCCGCUGGUUAUUUGGACGGGUGUCACACACGUCCUGCUCGUACAGCCUCGGCUGCAAGGAGGGACCAGCCGGCGGGACCAUCCAGGAUGUCGUGGCAGCUGAUCCUCGUCCUGGUGCUGCGCGCGGUUUCAAUCAGAAAGUGGGGUCAGCAUUUCUGCGGCGGGACCAUUAUCAACGAAGAGUGGAUACUGACAGCCGCCCACUGCGUCCACAACGAAUGUUGGAACGGACGCUCGGAAGGCCACGACGGAAAGAACACUUGCAGGAACGCCUCGGAGCUGAGCGUCGUGGCGGGGUCGACGAGGCUGUCGGAAGGCGGCGUGCAGAGACAUGUGUCCCUCUGCGUGGAGCACCCCAGGUACAACCAGAGCGACGCUUACAAGAACGACGUGGCUGUCGUCAAGAUGACUUCCCCGCUGAACUUUACCUCCAGCAUACAGCCUGUCACCUUGCCAGCCAACCCGAGAUCGGCCACCCCUAGUGGCCUGUGCGGUACUGCUGUCGGCUGGGGGUUGCUCAGUACGGACGGGAAAGUAUCGGACGAGCUCCAGGAGGUUGAUCUAUUGACUUACGACGCUACGUCUUGUCGUAAGGCCCACCUUGGGUACACCCACCACAACAACUUCUGUGCUGGGGCCCCCGAAGGUGGAAAAGCCCAAUGCACGGGCGACUCCGGAGGGCCGUUCCUGACGGACGGUGUCCAGACGGGGGUCGUGUCCUGGUCCGUGAAGCCCUGCGGCAGCCGAGGAUUCCCGGGUGUCCUCACCGAGGUGUCCUUCUUCCUCGCGUGGAUCAGGAGGCGGACGAGGCCGGCGCCCUAA
Messenger RNA from Bacillus rossius redtenbacheri, 933 nucleotides. RefSeq names its product trypsin 3A1-like. Bases 1 to 933 code for a protein of 310 amino acids. Gene Ontology annotation, molecular function: serine-type endopeptidase activity. The transcript is spliced from 6 exons. Lineage: Eukaryota; Metazoa; Arthropoda; Insecta; Phasmatodea; Bacillidae. Gene Ontology annotation, biological process: proteolysis. The record is from RefSeq and is a predicted model, not a curated record.